This is a messenger RNA of Periconia digitata, 3018 nucleotides long. The record is from the annotation of a GenBank genome assembly. NCBI's taxonomy places the organism in Eukaryota, Fungi, Ascomycota, Dothideomycetes, Pleosporales, Periconiaceae.
CUUUUGCAUGCUCCCAUCAUGACCGUCAACACCCUAACAGUUGGCGCUGCUGUCACGCCUACCGUGAUCCACACAUACCUUUCACACUACCUCAACCGCCGCCCGUUGCGCGAAAAACCUACCGCACACAUCUCGUACCAUGAGGGCCUCGAGCUCAUCCGCCAAUUUCUACGUUACGCGUCCUUCCACACUGUCGACGAGCUACAAGCCUUUACCGCCCAAUGGGUACCCGUGCCCAUCUGGGUAGACGUGGACAGAAUCGAGAUACCAAAUGUCCAAUUGAAACGCGCAGCCGACUACAUACGGGCAGAGCUAGGACCACAAGGGAUUGAAGCGGUUGGCGGAAAAAGCUGGUGGGAAUGGAGACCCGACGAGGGGUCCGACCUAAAGGCUGAAUGGAUCGAGAUGCGCAAGGACAUGGAGGAACGCAAAAAGUCUCCACAUACCAAGGGCCAGCGCAUCAUGCUUUAUGUUCAUGGCGGUGCAUACUUCUUCGGCAGCGUGGACGAGCAUCGUUAUCAGAUGCAGAGACAUGCAAGAAAGUUGAAGGCACGAGUCCUGGCUCCGAGAUAUAGGUUGGCUCCGCAGUUUCCGUUUCCCUGCGGGCUGAUGGACUGCCUGGCUGCUUAUCUAUAUCUGUUGGAGCAGAAGCACGAUCCUUCCACAAUCCUCCUGGCUGGGGAUUCGGCAGGUGGAGGCAUGGUGCUAAGCAUUCUCAUCACUUUGCGCGAUCAGGGCAUCCCGCUUCCCGCUGGCGCGAUCCUGAUAUCGCCAUGGGUUGAUCUUACACACAGUUUUCCAAGUGUAAGCGGAGAUGGGAAAAUGGACUACAUUCCAGCUCAUGGAUUCAUACAUAAGCCCAGCAUGAGCUGGCCACCACCUAAUGCAGACGACAUGCUCGCCUUCGAACGCGCUCGAGGGAACACACCCAGGCAACCCGAGACGAAGUCGCCCAAUCCUAUAUCCGCGCGGCCGAGUAGGGAGGAGAGAGAAGCACGCAAAGAGGAAAAAGUAGAUCGCAUUCGCGGCUUCUCUGUGCAAUCCAAAGAUGCACCAGAUCUGAGCAGCAUCCUCGCGACCUCGAAUGCAGACACAACGGGAAACGACAUGUGGGUAUCCGAAGAUGGAAAAUACAGCAUCGGGCCAAAAUCCAUACUGUCUUUGCAGCUUGAUGACAAAAGAGUUGAAAUCAAAGACCAAAUUCAAUUGUAUGCCCCGAAUCACAUGCUCACGCAUCCACUGGUAUCCCCAGCGUUACAACCUUCGCUAGGCGGAUUGCCUCCUUUGUUGAUUCAAGUUGGUGGUGGGGAGCUGCUGAGGGACGAACAAAUAUACAUAGCUCACAAGGCUGCUGCUCCGCUUUCCUAUCUUCCUCCGCCAUCUAAUAACCAGACUGCCCAAACGAUUCAAGAGGAAGCCGCAAGACACAAACCUACGCACGUCCAGCUCCAGCUGUGGGACGACAUGUGCCACGUGGGCCCGACACUUAGUUUCACUCGCCCAGCCAAACACAUGUAUCGUAGCAUCGCACAGUUCGGUGCUUGGGCACUUGCUCGAGCGCAGAAAACUUCCAUCGACAUCAUGGACGAUGACAGUAUUUCGAUCGUUAGCAGUGGUAGCUCUGCUUCUUCGACUCAACAAACAUCGGACAAUCCUAUAUCACCAGAUGAAAUCAAGCUAAACAUGCCCCAGAGCGCGCUGCAAGUCGACUUUUCUAGCCUAUCAAAGAAAUCGACCGACGCCACAGUAGGCAGAGCAGGGGAUGCGCUUCCCCAAUUCAAAAAUCAUAUGAUCCGCCAUCGCGUCGACCGCCACGGUCGUAUCUACCCUCUUCCUCCACCGUCCCAAAUUGAAGCACUGAACCUACCCACGGCCGAUAUAGGUGUACCCAAACCAGGACCAGUCAACAAAUGGAUGAAGGCGUCUGGGCAGUGGAACGGCAAAUUUUCCAAGCAGAAGCUCAAAGUGCAGAAACAAAGGAUCAAGGACAUGACCAAGGGCUACGAGGGCUUCAACGACGAACAUCCGCCACCUACAGCUUUGGCCGGGCGCCAGGUCAAGGGUAUGGCUAAGACGAAGAAACCCAAAAAAUCAUGGGGAAUGGCGCUUUGGAGUAUCUGGGGGAGCAAGCACGAUGAAGUAACCCUUGAGCGCGAAGAACAAGCAGACCAAUCUCCAUCCCAACCAGACCCAUCCAUUACCACCGUUGCCCCUCCUGCCUCUAGGGACGGCACAUCUGAUAAAAAGCCCCCAUCCUCCCCCGAACGCUCUCGUUCUCGCCGCAAAUCCUUCCGUAAACCUCUUCUCUCUCCCUCGUUGACCUCGCGCUCUCGCUCUCGUCACUCAGCCGUGACUUACCAAAACCAGACAAGCUCUACCUCUGAAGACGAGCUCGCGAAACUCGCGCCACCUAUCCCGGGUUUUGCAGAUGCCACUGUCAUCGCGCCGGAGCGAUCGAACUCUGCGAUGCCGACACCUGCUCUCGAGACUCCGCUCAACUUUCCGGAGAAGGAUCAACCGGGUACACCUCGGAUCUUAGUUUCUAGCGAUGGAGAUGACGGUGCAAACGGGGCAUCUGCUCCUCCCGAGACAGUUAUACCACAGACAGAUACACUUACUACGCGCCCAACAAGAGGCGGUAUUGCAUACCCGUUUCGUUUGAAGGUUGAGGGGAAAGAUGUUGACGACGCAAAUGCGAGUACGUUGACGCUAGCGAGUGUCGAUGUUGCGACGCCUGCUGCGGAGGGUGAGGAGGUUGACCUCACACAAGGCGGGGAAACCGAAACUGGGAAAGCUACGGAGAGACCGGCUGCAGAGAGGUUCUUCACUGCAGAUGUGGGUGAACUUACGGGUGGUGCAGGGAAAACCGAUGGGCCUGCCACUACUUCCAACAUCCAGAAUACAGAGGGCGAAAAUCUCGAUGAAAAUGAAGGACAGUCCAGACCCGGCGUCGAGAGGUUCGCAACAGCGCUUGAAGAUCUGAACACUGUUGGGUCUGAGUCUGCUGCGAAAGCUUAG